This is a messenger RNA of Oppiella nova, 572 nucleotides long. NCBI's taxonomy places the organism in Eukaryota, Metazoa, Arthropoda, Arachnida, Sarcoptiformes, Oppiidae. The record is from the annotation of a GenBank genome assembly.
ACCAUUGUCUGUGUAUUGAUUGAAGUGUUGUGCAAUUGCAGACAUCGAUGGCGCGGACCAAACAGAGACAAACGGCUCGCAAGAGCACCGGCUCUUGGAGUCAAUCCAACAAAUACACGACUCUUAUGAAGAAGUUGGAGACCAAGACUGGGAAGGGGUCGGGAAAGGGACGCAAAUCAACGGGCGGUAAGAGUCAACUCAUCAAGAAGAAGACCUUUCGCUAUAGACCGGGAACUAUAGCUCUUCGAGAGAUCCGUCGCUAUCAGCGAACGACUGAACUCUUGAUUCCGCGGCUUCCGUUCCAACGAUUGAUUCGUGAGAUCGCGUCUGACUUUCGAGACGCCCUACUCUUCCAGUCGGCGGCGUUGGGCGCUCUGCAGGAGGCGGCGGAGGCCUAUUUGGUGGGACUCUUCGAGGACACGAAUCUGUGCGCCAUUCACGCCAAGAGAGUGACGAUUAUGCCCCGAGAUAUUCAGUUGGCGCGAAGGAUUCGUGGCGAACGCACUUAAAUGCAUGCAAACCAUUCACCACUUGUUUGACCAUUCAUUCAGACAUUAUUUCCAGAAAUCUCU